Messenger RNA from Alosa alosa (allis shad), 3588 nucleotides. RefSeq names its product potassium voltage-gated channel, subfamily H (eag-related), member 1b (gene kcnh1b). Lineage: Eukaryota; Metazoa; Chordata; Actinopteri; Clupeiformes; Clupeidae. Gene Ontology annotation, cellular component: membrane. The coding region runs from base 265 to 3285 and encodes 1006 amino acids. Gene Ontology annotation, biological process: potassium ion transmembrane transport; regulation of membrane potential. The record is from RefSeq and is a predicted model, not a curated record. The transcript is spliced from 14 exons. Gene Ontology annotation, molecular function: delayed rectifier potassium channel activity.
GUCGUGUGGGCGGUAAGGGGUCUACCCACCUCUGCCCAUCGGUUCUACUCGAUUGAUACUGUUUUGCAUGGAGCCGUGCAAGGGGAGUUCCAUAAGAGAGCGAGCCGGCGCGUAAUGAGAAAACCUCGUAGCCUACAUCUCCCUAGUAGCCCAUAGGCCUACCAACAGAUAGCCUAAUGAGGGUGGCAGCAAACAGAAGCUCUUGUCCUGCGGAUACUUCUACCAGCCCACUCUGAGCGUAAGCUCACUGAAUCUGCAGCCGGUAUGGCUGGUGGUCGAAGAGGUCUCGUGGCCCCACAGAAUACUUUUCUAGAAAAUAUUGUUAGGCGAUCAAACGUUUGGACAUUAUCUCAUAGACAGACAGACACAAAUUUUGUACUGGGCAAUGCUCAGAUUGUGGACUGGCCGAUUGUGUACAGUAAUGAUGGAUUUUGCAAACUAUCUGGUUAUCAUCGUGCUGAGGUUAUGCAGAAGAGCAGCACCUGCAGCUUCAUGUAUGGAGAGCUCACAGACAAAGACACAUGCGAGAAAGUUCGACAAACAUUUGAAAACUAUGAAAUUUUCUCCUUUGAAAUUCUCAUGUACAAGAAGAACAGAAUGCCGGUGUGGUUCUUUGUGAAGAUUGCCCCGAUUCGGAAUGAACAAGAUAAAGUGGUGCUGUUUCUAUGUACUUUCAACGACAUUACAGCUUUCAAGCAACCUAUUGAAGAUGAUUCAUCAAAAGGUUGGGGGAAGUUUGCUCGUCUGACGCGAGCUUUGACAAGCAGCCGUGGGGUCAUCCAGCAGCUGGCUCCUACUGUCCAUAAAGGCGAGAAUGUCCAUAAGCACUCACGUCUGGCAGAGGUGUUGCAGCUGGGCUCUGACAUUCUUCCCCAGUAUAAGCAAGAGACUCCCAAGACCCCUCCUCACAUUAUCCUGCAUUACUGUGCCUUCAAGACCACCUGGGACUGGGUCAUCCUCAUCCUCACUUUCUACACAGCCAUUAUGGUGCCCUAUAACGUCUCCUUUAAGACCAAGCAGAACAAUGUCACCUGGCUGGUGGUGGACAGCAUUGUGGAUGUAAUCUUCCUGGUGGACAUUGUGCUGAACUUCCAUACUACGUUUGUCGGACCAGGAGGGGAGGUGAUAUCUGACCCCAAGCUUAUCCGCAUGAACUAUGUGAAGACCUGGUUUGUCAUUGACCUGCUGUCCUGUUUACCUUAUGAUGUCAUCAAUGCCUUUGAGAAUGUAGAUGAGGGCAUCAGCAGUCUCUUCAGCUCCCUGAAGGUGGUGCGUCUGCUGCGUCUGGGCCGCGUGGCGCGUAAGCUGGACCACUACAUUGAGUACGGCGCGGCCGUGCUGGUGCUGCUGGUGUGUGUUUUCGGGCUGGCCUCCCACUGGCUGGCCUGCAUCUGGUACAGCAUCGGCGACUAUGAAGUCAUCGACGAGGACGCCAAUAUGGUGCGGACAGACAGCUGGUUGUACCUGCUGAGCGAAACGAUGGGAACCCCAUAUCGCUUCAACGCCACGGGCACUGGGAGAUGGGAGGGCGGCCCAAGCAAGGACUCGGUGUACAUCACCUCCCUCUACUUCACCAUGACCAGCCUUACCAGCAUCGGCUUUGGAAAUAUCGCCCCUACAACAGACGGGGAGAAGACCUUUGCUGUAGCCAUGAUGAUGAUUGGAUCCCUUCUGUAUGCAACCAUCUUUGGUAAUGUCACCACCAUCUUCCAGCAGAUGUAUGCCAACACCAACAGAUACCACGAAAUGCUGAACAGUGUCCGCGACUUCCUGAAGCUCUACCAGGUCCCUAAGGGUCUGAGUGAGAGAGUGAUGGACUACAUAGUGUCCACCUGGUCCAUGUCCAGGGGCAUUGAUACUGAUAAGGUGCUGCAGAUCUGUCCAAAAGACAUGCGUGCAGACAUCUGUGUUCACUUGAACCGGAAGGUUUUUAAAGAACACCCGGCCUUCCGAUUGGCCAGUGAUGGAUGUCUUCGUGCUCUUGCUAUGGAAUUUCAGACGGUUCACAGUGCCCCUGGUGACCUGAUCUUCCAUGCAGGCGAGAGUGUGGACAGUCUCUGCUUUGUGGUGUCGGGGUCAUUAGAGGUCAUCCAAGAUGAUGAGGUUGUUGCCAUCUUGGGAAAAGGGGAUGUUUUUGGGGAUGUGUUUUGGAAGGAGCUGAAUCUGGCACAGUCCUGUGCGAAUGUACGGGCACUCACAUACUGUGACCUUCAUAUCAUAAAGCGUGAUGCUCUGCAGAAGGUUCUGGAGUUCUACACAGCUUUCUCAAACCACUUUGCACGCAACCUGCAUCUGACAUACAACCUAAGGAAAAGGAUUGUUUUCCGUAAAAUUAGCGAUGUGAAACGAGAGGAGGAGGAGCGACUGAAGAGAAAGGACGAGGCGCCGCUGAAUCUCCCUCCAGACCACCCCGUGCGUCGUCUGUUCCGGCGUUUCCGGGAGCAGAGGGAGGCGCGACUGGCCGCGGAGAGGGCGAGGCAGGCCCUUCUGGAGGGGAAGGACAUCGAGAAGGGCUCCAUCCGCGCAGAGCAGACCACACUGGUCUGUGAAGUCAUUCCAGCCACGAGCAUGAUCACGGUCACAGAGAGUCCCUCCGCUCCCAUUACAUCAUCCUCCUCGUCCGCCGCUACCAAACUCACCAGUCGUGCCAAACUCGAUGCCCCCUACGGCAUGCCAGAUGGUCUGAAGUCAGCAGAGCUGCCAAAGGGUCGAGGGUGGGGCCGCUUUAAGGAGACGCCAGGUAAGCGUGACCACACCCAUCACGCCUGGGUCACUGUGGCCAAGGCCGAGUCCAUGGAGACGCUGCCAGACCGGACAAAGUCGCAUGAUGAAGUCAUCUUGCUGAAGAAAACAGAUUCAUGUGAUAGUGGCAUAACCAAGAGUGACCUCCGUCUGGACAGCGUUGGGGAAGGGGUGUCUCAAACCCCUCAGGACUGCAGUCCGGUGCAAGCGCCGAUGACCGGGGCAGCAGGAGAGGGCAGACGUGUGUUCCAGGUGACCGCUGAGCAGCAGGACGUGCAGACGGCCCUGCUGGAGCUGCGGCAGGAGCUGAGGGGAGAGAUGCGGGCACUCAGUGGCCGCAUCACUGCCCUGGAGGGACAGCUGGCGGAGAUGCUGCGGCUCCUCCGUCUCAAGACGAGGUUUCCUAAGGGCACGCUACUGAGAAGCUGGCUCACCAAGUCCCGGCCCAGACUGCUGCUGCUCAUCGCGGGCUUGAAGAGGCCUCAGGUGACGCUCAUGCGGAGGAAAAGGAUGAAGCGUACCAAAGUAGCAAAGGCCACGUAAGCGAACCUGCAAUCGAAUGCCACAUUUCACUUGAGAUCUUGGCCCGAAGACUGACCCUGCCUGGAUUUAACAUGGAAGACAACACGGAAGAGCUAAGAUUUCAAACUCUGCAGACUCAACGAACUAAAAGCAAAAGUCAACAGAGGGCAGUGAAACAUGUGAAAACAAGGGAUCGACCACAGAAAUCCAAACCUCCUGAUUAAUGGAGAUGUACUUACCCAAACUCUAAUCCUUUCUAAAGGCCAUCUGUACAGUACAUCUCCUUUCUUUAAAAUACACAUCUGUUAUGGUUCAUUAUCCUUC